AUGCUGCCAAAAGUGCCCGUCCCGACGCUGGAGCAGACGAUGGCCGAGUACGUGCGGGUGUUGCAACCGAUCGCAACCCCGCAACAGCUCGACAGGACCAAAGCGAUCAUUAGGCAGCUGAGUGCUAGACUUGGACCAGCUCUGCAGCAAUACCUGCUCGAGCGUCGUGACACCGAAGAGAACUGGGCGUACCACUACUGGUUGAACGACAUGUACAUGGACAAUCCACUUCCGCUGCCGAUCAACUCGAAUCCUGGAAUGGUGAUGCCACCGCGCAAGUUCACCACCGUCAACGAUCUGGCUCGAUUCGCGGCUCAACUCGUCGAUCAGCUGAUGGACCACAAGGAGAUGCUGGAGAGUGGUGCCCUCAAGCAGGAACGAGCAACUUCACGCGAGAAAGGUCAACCACUCUGUAUGGCGCAGUACUACCGGCUGUUGGGAUCCUGCCGACGUCCUGGGAAUCCUCGCGAUAGUCAGUUUUUGCCAGCACCAGGCGAGCAGAGUGACGCCCACGUGAUCGUGUGCUGCCGGAAGCACAUGUACUGUGUGCCCGUCAAGGCUGGUGAUCGAGGCCGUUUGAACGAAAGCGAACUGGUGGCGCAACUGCUGCACAUCCUGAACGAAGCACCCUGUCUGCCGGAGUUGGAAUCGGGUGGAAUUGGUCUCCUGACGGCAGAACCACGUCCACAAUGGGCUGGCGAUCGUGAAAUGCUGUUGCUUGAGGAACAAAACGCACGCAACAUCGAGCUGAUCGAGACGGCACUGGUGUUGGUGUGCAUCGACGAACCACUACCACUGACGUACAAUGCACGUGGCUUUAACGGAUCUCCGGCAGGAGCGCAUUACGCGGGUGGUCGGGAUGAAAGCAACAUGGCGCAUGAGAUGAUCCACGGUGGUGGAAGUGCGUGUAAUAGCGCCAAUCGUUGGUUCGACAAAACGAUGCAGUUGAUCAUCUGCAGCGAUGGAACGUGGGGUCUUUGUUAUGAGCAUUCGCCUUCUGAGGGUAUUGCUGUGGUACAGCUGCUUGAAGGUAUCCUGGGGCGUAUCGAUGAGACGCCGGCAGGACGGGAAGGAUCGACAGAGCAGCUCCAACGUCAGCAGUCCCAUUUGCCGCCUCCGGAGAGGCUCGAGUGGGUUGUGCGGCCGGAGAUUGAGCGACGGUUGAGGGAGGCUGCCCGUUCGCUUGAUAAGCGCAUCGAAGAUCUAGACUUUUACGUGUACCGCUACAAACCGUACGGCAAGAACUUCAUCAAGGCCUGUCAAGUCAGCCCGGAUGUGUACGUCCAGUUAGCCCUGCAGUUGGCGCACUACAAACUGUACGGACACCUGGUCAGCACGUACGAAAGCGCCUCCACCAGACGGUUCCUGCUCGGACGGGUCGACUGUAUCCGAUCAGCUAGCACGGAAGCCCUCGAGUGGGCUAAAGCCAUGUGCCAGGGUGAAGGUCCUAACGUGACACUCGAGAGCGACAAAGAGGACGACUACAGCGCCGAAGCCACAUCGGAUGUCAAAAAAAAGGACCACCUGAGGGAGCUGUUCCGUUGUGCCGCCGCUCGACAGACAGAGGUCAUGGUGCAGAACAUUCUGGGUUACGGCAUCGACAUACACCUGCUCGGAUUGCGGGAGGCUUGUCGUGAGCAGGAAGGAACCCUACACGAUCUGUUCACCGACGAGUGCUAUAAAAUUGCUAACUGUUUUCUUCUUUCCACCAGCCAGGUGGCCUGCUCAACGAACAGCUUCAUGGGAUAUGGACCAGUGACUCCACACGGAUACGGAGCCUCGUACAAUCCGCACCCGAACGAGAUCAUCUUCUGCAUUUCAGCGUUUUUCGCGUCAGACAAAACGAGUGCGUCCCGAUUCGCGCGCUCGCUGCAGGAUUCGCUUGAUGCGAUGCGGGACCUUCUGUCCUAGAGCGGUCGUCCUGCCGCAGGAUCGCCGCAGGUGUCGAUCAACAUGCAUCAAUCGCCCGGUGGCCUUAAACGAGCUCGAGAAGAGAAAAGCUAGGUACACGCGAUGGAACAACAUGAGAGCUAGAUAGGAAGGCUGGGAAGGUUUUCCACGUUCAAGCAACACCAACAGCCACUCGAAGCCUGGCUGAAGGAAGAAAAAAGCGAGCUAAAAAAAAAGGAAGUUAAAUGGGGAUGGGAACUCGCGAUCAAGCGUAACUGUAAGUAUUUGCGUUGGCAACCAACGAUCACGAAACAUAUCAAGAAACGAAACAUAUCAGUUUUAACGAACGGUCUGUGUGCUGUUCUCGCAUCGUGUCGAUUUGAUCCUUCACCCCCGGAAAGGAUCGACCGAUCGGGACAACCAAAGAAACGGAUACAUAUCAUUAGUCGAUAAGGCAACCUGCUGGAAAAGCAGAAUCCAUAUACAUAUAUACAGGCAUAGCGCUACACGCGGUAUAUACAUGGUUAUAAGAAGUUAGAAGCACUAGGCACGCUACCUUUGGAGCGAUUCAGGAAUUGUUUGCUCGUUUUGCUCGCCCUUUCAUGUUGAACCUUGCGAAUUGUGACGCUUCCCAGCGAUCGAGCAAAGUAUUACUUCCGCUUUUACCGUUUUGGUGUUGUGUUAGGGGGCACCGUUGUGAAAGGGAAAAUCCUACCGAUCAACCAGCCGUGUUAACAGCAAUAUGUUAAUGCCCUCUCUUCAGCUGCCUCCGUUGACCCUUUUGACCACCGGAAAUGGGCCUGAAAAAGGGCGGGCUAGAAGAUGUAAUUUUAAAUUCGUUUUGCCUUGAGCGUGCUUGGUAGUAAGUAAGUUAGAUUCCGUUACCAAUCCUACAGGAAAUCGUUGUGCAUUGCUGAGACUUAAAGAUAAACUAUCUGUUUGCUGUUUGCAUGCUACGCAUUUAUCUCGCAGCUAGCUGUUAAGGCUCCACGUAGGUAUCUAUAUAUCGUUGAGUGAUGUGACCGCAUCUAAACGAAAUAUUUAAAACAAAAAAAGUUUGUUAAAUUAUCUCUAAACACAGCAACAGUAUCAGACAGUUAUAUUAAUCGUACCUUAUAAAGUCCACUAAGGAGCUAUAAGUCUUAUUACAGCGAAAUCACUGUUAAACGUAUUUGAGACAAAUUGUUACACGUAUUUCUAUCGGUUUUCUUCAACUGUCCGUUAGGUUAACAUUUAGCUUUACUCGUUAAUGCUUAGUGCUGUUUACAUUUCCAAAAUGUGUGCUUAAUUGAUACAGAGGAGUUAUUAAUACCAAAGUUUAAUGCAUUGUUAUUUUGGGUUCGCUUCAAGUUGAUCCCGACUUGCUCGAGUUUAUUUCUGUUAGUACAAGGGAAACAUAGGAGUACAUCAUGCAUACUUAAAUCACACAAGACCGAUGCGCAAGCAUCGAAUAUUAUAUGGCGACCUUAAAACGCAUAAUGCACCACUCUGCCCGAUGGGAACCGUUUGUGCAUCGUAUCGCACAUACGCUCCCCGGCGAGAACCAACAUAUAUGCCCGCACAGUAUAUCUUGUCCAUUCAUCGUUAGGCGAGUAGAAUCGUAUGAUUCAGAUUAAAACUUAAUCGCAGUUGUACGUAGCGGCUGGGCGAUGGUAGAUGAGCAUUUAACAUUAGUGCACGAAGUUUGGCAAGGUUAGUGCCGUUUCCCAUCGCUAGAGGGCGAGCCUCAAAUGUGGACAAACGCAAGCGUAAUAAACACCAUUGGAAGAAUUUCAAUGCCCAGUUUGCUAAAGCCGUUACAGAAACAUUAGAAUAGUGCUUGCCGCAAGCAGGCGAUUGUGAGGAAGAUGAGACGAAACGAAGUAAAUUAUUGUGCAAAACGUAACCUCAAACUUAUGUGCUGCUGGCAACAUUAUCCUACUCGUAUAUAGUUCGUGACCACCUGUAACAGCCAGCAGCACUACGGUGAGCGUUCGUUUUUGCAGUUGUUCGGCUGCAAGCUGAAACACGCAUUCCCUCAAUGUCAAAACAUAUCAACGUUAGGAACCUGGUUACAUAUCGAUAUUAUUCUAUAUAAAACGAAUGCGUAUCCUUUUUCAACCGAACAAGGAUCAUCUCUACACAUGUCACAUUUUUGAGCAAUCAUGUUAAGGAGCCGGGUACCGAGGGAGCUCUACGUCCCGGCGCUGUUCGGUGCUAAGGAUUGCUCCCCGGAAAGGCCCACUUCAUGGCUGAAGGCGAGUCUUUUAGUAGAAAAAAAAAACAAUGCGUAUAACGUGUGUAUUAUUUAUCGACUAGUCGCGCCCAUGUGAUCGAGAUCGCUCUCGAUCGUUAGAGUAUGUUGGACGAAACGCGCACGUUUUGCUUUACAUCAGCGUUCUAAAGCGGAAACGAGUAUUACAGGCUUUUAGGUGUAGGCAAGUGUUUAAAAACGAUAGCUCAGCCGCACUAUAGUCCGCGCUUAUUGUUCACUGUUAGCGCUUGUCUGUGGGACGACACUGCAGAUGCUGUGUGUGACUGUGGUUUUGUCCUCAAAAAGGCGCAAUCCCGAGCCUAGUAGCUGGUUAGCGAACGUGACACCGCUUAGCAAAACGUAACCAUAAUACGAAUUCCUAAUUUAAGCUGCUAGAGGCAGCUGUCCUGUAAACUAAAAUGCCCAGUGCUCUGUGCCCCGAGCUGAGCAAAGCUGGCCAAUACGUCACGCAGGCGCGGCGAGUUUCGCUGGGCUUGAGGUGUAGUUCCCAGGGCGUAUGACUAACUGAGUGAAUAAAACCAUAAACCAAUAGAAGUUUCAAAA
Anopheles nili is the source of this 4687-nucleotide messenger RNA. It is a transcript of the gene ChAT, whose product is annotated as choline O-acetyltransferase. Gene Ontology annotation, biological process: neuromuscular synaptic transmission; acetylcholine biosynthetic process. Gene Ontology annotation, cellular component: cytoplasm; neuron projection. Lineage: Eukaryota; Metazoa; Arthropoda; Insecta; Diptera; Culicidae. The record is from RefSeq and is a predicted model, not a curated record. The transcript is spliced from 7 exons. Bases 1 to 1911 code for a protein of 636 amino acids. Gene Ontology annotation, molecular function: choline O-acetyltransferase activity.